Messenger RNA from Penicillium paradoxum, 2031 nucleotides. RefSeq names its product Zn(II)2Cys6 transcription factor. NCBI's taxonomy places the organism in Eukaryota, Fungi, Ascomycota, Eurotiomycetes, Eurotiales, Aspergillaceae. Gene Ontology annotation, molecular function: DNA-binding transcription factor activity, RNA polymerase II-specific; transcription cis-regulatory region binding; zinc ion binding. The coding region runs from base 1 to 2031 and encodes 676 amino acids. Gene Ontology annotation, biological process: positive regulation of transcription by RNA polymerase II. Gene Ontology annotation, cellular component: nucleus. The transcript has 4 exons. The record is from RefSeq and is a predicted model, not a curated record.
AUGAGGCUUCGAAAAGCAGCCCGCGUACCCUCGCCAUCACCCGCGGGCAGCACAAGGACCUCAACUCCAAAAAGCCAGGCAAGCGAUUCGCAAAGCACACCCCGCCCCCGCUCCGGUCGCAAGAAACCCACGGAUACCUCAGAGACCAAAGCUCGGAGAGUGCGCACGGGCUGCCUCACAUGUCGCCAAAGGCAUUUGAAAUGCGACGAGGGCGUCGGGCGAUGUCUCAAUUGUCGCAAGUCGGAUCGCGUGUGUCGGCGGGGUAUCCGCCUCAAUUUCAUCGAUAUACAGACUGUAGCGCCUCCGCAUAUCGUCGCUCAUCCGGACGGCUCGAAGGUGACAUUUCGAGAUGACUCGCGGAUGAUUGCGUCUUUAUAUGUCGGAGGGUUUGAGAUAUACCCGCCCGUCCAGCCGGAGAGUCCUGUUCAAGAGAAUCAUCCAUCCCCACAUGGAUUUGACAUCAUGAGACCUGAUGACUUGGCAAGUCUGUUCCAUUCGGUGGCACAUUCGUUUGAUCCAUUGAGCUUUGACGUCUCACAUCCAACUACAGCAGAUUUUGGUGGAACUGAUACGUGGGCCCAGUCUCACUUGGUACCCGGAGAUGAGCUUCUUCCGCAUGGGACAUCUAAUUUUGCACGAAAAUUGGCUGGAAGGCAUGAGUACCAUGCUUUUCUCACUGAUCCGGAGCAAAUAUCUCUUCUCAGAACUUUUGCCGAGGAAGUAGGACCCCGAAUGGAUAUAUUGGAUGACAUGAAUCAUUUUUCUCAGAUUCUUCCAGGAUUUUCCGUUGGUGAGCCGAUAUUGUUAAAGGCAUUUUUAGCAUGUGGUGCAAGGCAUCUUUCUCUUAUUGAUUCUUCUUAUGGGGAUGAGAAGGCCAUGCGCUAUUAUAACGAAGCUACUCAGGAUCUUUUGAAUUCUAUGCAUGAUGAAAAUCGCGACUCCGUGCUAUGUGCAACAGUCGCCCUAGCCCUCGGCUUCUAUGAAACCAUGUCCAUCCAAUUGAAGAACAGCCGAAACCACAUUGCAGGGUCACGAGCUUUGAUCCGGGAAUGUGGUUGGAGUGCAAAAACCCCAGGGUUAGGUGGAGCAUGUUUCAGAAUCAGCCUCAGUGCAGAGCUUUUGAACUGUUUGCGACAUAAUUGGACAUUAUCUUGGGACCCGCACACGUGGGGGAUCAACAUGGACAUAGAUUAUGUGCAGGGUCUAAAUGGAGGCAACCAAGAUUUGUGGUAUCAUCGGAUACUAUAUACGUUUGCUAAAGUCUUGAACUUCCAAGCGUCUUCGCGUUCAUCUUACGAAUUUGGGAACGAAGAUGUGGCGUCGAAUAUGCAGCUUAAUGAGCAGGAAUGGAUGCUCUACAACAGGUGGUGUGAUCAAUGGAUGAAAUCCAUCCCGAGGUCCUUAGCACCUCUUGGUUAUUUGCAGCCGUGGCAAACAAGUUCCAAAUCCGGGUUUCCUGAGGUUUGGCUGAACCAGCGAUCUGCAAUUGUCGCUCGAUUGUUUUAUCACGCCACUCGUAUUCUGCUGGCCAAGAGUCACCCCUUCCAGUCAGAAUUCGACGAGGAGAUGUGGAAAAUGCAAUGCAGCCAUGCGAACGAAAUAUGUGGCCUCGUUGCCCAUUCCAAAGACCGAGGAAUUGCUGAUAUAUCAUUACGAUUCCUUGCAUUCGCUGCAGAAUGCUUACAAACCCGAGAAGCCCAAGAAGAGGUGAUCGGCAUCAUUGACACCAUCACCAAAGUAACUGGCAGCAAUUCGGAAUCAACUAAAGAUGAUCUCAAACAAAUAUGGAGCUGGGCUGAGGCUCAUCCGCACACAGUCAUUCCAGCCCAGAUGCAUAAUCAUUUUUAUGAGUUAGACCCAUCUUUAUUGAUCCCUGAGCGCCCGGGCUCAGCCCCAAGUCUUAACAAUCCGUUAUUGACUAAAGGGGAUUUCUCCUUGGAACACCACCCGUAUCAAGGAUACUAUGUGCCGCCACAUCAUCACCAUGCACUUAAUCAGUAUCAUUAUGGGGCAUUUGAUCUGAUUGGAUGA